CGUUGGCUGCAUGUGUGUGUUCUUCAAUAAGCGGGAAGACGAUAUUCAGAUCGAUGCGUAAUAAUCUUUGCGUAUAAUUACUUUAUUAGUAAUUAAAUAACAAUGUCUUCAGUAGAGUAUUUGAGAGAGUUUGUCAAAGAGAGACUAACUGCUGCUGCUGAAGAAAUAUUCGGAGUUUUUACAAAAACUAUCGUCGAGUACGAGGAAGAGAUCAACCGUCAGCGCAGACUGUUGGACGUCGUUUUGAAACCUGAAAUAAAGUUACACAGGAUAGAGCUCCCACAGCAAAAUGUGUGUAAGGAGGAGGAGGCUCUCACAGACCAGCAGCUCUGUAUUCAGGAGAGGAUCCCCAGUCUGGACCAAGAGGACCCAGAGCCCGCACAGAUUAAAGAGGAACAGGAGGAACUCUGCACCAGUCAGGAGGGAGAGCAGCUUGAACAGAAGGAGGAGGCUGAUACCUUUAUGUCAACUCCUACUCAUGAGGAAAGUGACCACGGUGAAGAUCAGACUCUGGACUCUGAUGAUACUUUUGGUGAAGCAGAGAAAGAGUCUGUAGCCAACAUGCCAGUUAUAAGUUCUGUGCUGUCAGAAGCACACAGUGACCACCAGGUCCUCUUUCACAAUCCUCAUGAGGCUGAGAGCAAAGAGCAGAAAGGAGGCAAGCAUGGAGACUCAGGACCAACUAGACAUGCAGAGGCAGAACUAAAGGAAAGACACCAUAAAAGCAGAAGUCACUGUAAUAUUCGCACAGGUAAAAAGUCUUUAAAAUGUGACACAUGUGGGAAAGAUUUCCAGUAUAAGUCAUCACUGGAGAGACACCUGAGAGUCCACACAAGUGAGAAGCUGUUUACGUGCAAACAAUGUGGGAGAGGUUUCAAGCAGAAUUCUCAGUUGACCGGCCACAUGAAAUGCCACUCAGGUGAGAAGCCAUACACUUGCAAAACAUGUGGAGAAAAUUUCAGAUUUAGUAAUGCCUAUUUGGCCCACAUGAGAACACACACAGGUGAGAAGUCUUAUACUUGUAAAAUCUGUGGAAAGGGUUUUGGACAAAGCAGUAGUUUGUUGGUCCACAUGAGAACACACACAGGUGAGAAGCCUUAUACUUGUAAAAUCUGUGGAAAGGGUUUUGGACAAAGCAGUAAUUUGUUGGUCCACAUGAGAACACACACAGGUGAGAAGCCUUAUACUUGUAAAAUCUGUGGAAAGGGUUUUGGACAAAGCAGUACUUUGUUGGUCCACAUGAGAACACACACAGGUGAGAAGCCUUAUACUUGUAAAAUCUGUGGAAAGGGUUUUGGACAAAGCAGUACUUUGUUGGUCCACAUGAGAACACACACAGGUGAGAAGCCUUAUACUUGUAAAAUCUGUGGAAAGGGUUUUGGACAAAGCAGUACUUUGUUGGUCCACAUGAGAACACACACAGGUGAGAAGCCUUAUACUUGUAAAAUCUGUGGAAAAGGUUUUGGAUGUAAUGGUAGUUUGUUGGUCCACGUGAGAACACACACAGGUGAGAAGCCUUUUACUUGUAAAAUCUGUGGAAAAGGUUUUGGAUGUAACGGUAAUUUUUUGGCUCACAUGAGAAUACACACAGGUGAGAAGCCAUAUACUUGUAAAACCUGUGGAAAGGGUUUUGUACAAAGCAGUAGUAUGUUGGCCCACAUGAGAACACACACAGGUGAGAAGCCUUACACUUGUAAAAUCUGUGGAAAAAGUUUUGGAUGUAACGGUAGUUUGUUGGUCCACAUGAGAUCACACACAGGUGAGAAGCCUUUUACUUGCAAAACCUGUGGAAAGGGUUUUGGACGUAACAAUAAUUUAAUGGCCCACAUGAGAUCACACACUGGUGAGAAGCCAUAUACUUGCGAAUCCUGUGGGAAAAUUUUCAGGUUUAAAAGUAGUUUGUUGGUCCACAGGAGAUUACACACUGGUGAGAAGCCAUAUACUUGCAACUCCUGUGGGAAAAGUUUCAGGUUUAAAAGUAGUUUGUUGGUCCACAUGAGAACACACACAGGUGAGAAGUCGUAGGCUUGCAAACCUGUGGGAAAAUAUUCUGUGUCAUGUCACAAUUGGAAAGACAUAUGACAAUCCACACAGGUGAGAAACCAUACACUUGUGAAAUAUGAGAGAAAAUAUUCAGGUAUAGUAGUAACUUUUGACAGUCCAAAAACUAAAGGGCAUAAAAAUGUGCACACAGACAAGUAAAUUUCUGUUGAAACCCACACAGGUAGGUUACCUGUUUCAAGUUCUACCCCUGCUAAUAUGUUUUAUUUAAAUUUAUACUGCAAAAACAUUUCAGUUAAGUGCAGAGACAAUAACCAAACUUUCCUCUUUAUAUUGGUGGAAGUAUGUAUUAAAAUAGAAGUGGUCUAACAAAAAUAUUAGGAACACAGUAAGUCAUGUUACUGUUCCUUCAUCAAGGUGUUUUUGUCUUCUUCAUGUGAUGAUAUUAAGUGUGAAAACACAUGGAAAAUGUGUGGUAAAUACUGUACAAAUAAUAAGAUUAAGGAAGUAUCUUUCAAGAAAUUACAAAGAAUUUACACAGUAAAGUUUGUGUUUGAAAGAUUCAGCCUGGAUUUUCAUUAUAAAUGUGAUUCCUGUGGACUGUAAAAAGAGAGUAUUUCUCUUUUCUUUUUUUUUCUUUUUUUGUUCUUGUGUAUAUAUACCAGAAUGUUUUGGACUGAUGCUGCCAUCUUCAUAAUAAAGACAUUUCAGAUAAAUGUUCAGAUAAA
Messenger RNA from Epinephelus lanceolatus (giant grouper), 2729 nucleotides. RefSeq lists its product as uncharacterized. The record is from RefSeq and is a predicted model, not a curated record. Gene Ontology annotation, biological process: regulation of DNA-templated transcription. NCBI's taxonomy places the organism in Eukaryota, Metazoa, Chordata, Actinopteri, Perciformes, Serranidae. Gene Ontology annotation, molecular function: RNA polymerase II cis-regulatory region sequence-specific DNA binding; DNA-binding transcription factor activity, RNA polymerase II-specific.